Molecule: messenger RNA, 2026 nt
Organism: Xenopus tropicalis (tropical clawed frog)
Lineage: Eukaryota; Metazoa; Chordata; Amphibia; Anura; Pipidae
Gene: apoa4
Product: apolipoprotein A4
Exons: 4
Coding region: 498-1604 (368 amino acids)
Biological process (GO): lipid transport; lipoprotein metabolic process
Cellular component (GO): extracellular region
Molecular function (GO): lipid binding
Source: RefSeq, a predicted model, not a curated record
UUAGGCACAUGGCCAUGUAGAGAGCUAUGUCCCUGGAUUUAGGUGAUUAAUGUACUACAGUCACACAAUGCAGUCACAGAGGUAUUGGCAUGUUUCUGUGCUACCAUCUAAUGCAGAUUGAUUCAAAUGGAAACAAGCUGCUUUAUCAGAACAAGGAGUGAGGAGGAUGACCUACAUUUGUGAAGCUUCAUUCUGUUAACUGACCUCAAAGAGCAUGUCAUAUUUCUCUUUACUUGCAGUAUAUAAUAACCACUGGUUACCAGUACAUUUCUCAGCUUCUGGCCCCCUCCCCAUCUGAAGCAAUGUGAGUUAUUGAUAAGAACAUGCUGUAGUUGUUGAACUUUAGAGGACACGUCAGGAACACCACGCUGUAAAGUGAAAGUCCACAAUGCUGCUUUAUGGUCAGAAAGCCUGCUAUAAAUAACGGGAGGUGGCACAAGCAUCUAUCUCACAUCCAGAUACCAAGUGUCCAGAUCUGAUCUACCCAGGGACUCAAUAUGCUGUUGAAGGUGACAACCCUCGCUCUGGUUUUAUGUGCCAUCACAGGCUCCCAAGCCGAUGUCAGAACAGACCAAGCAGUCAGUGCUUUCUGGGACUAUGUCUCCCAGCUGCAAAGCAGCACCAAGGAUACGGUGGACCAGAUCCAGCAGUCAGAUAUCACCAAACAACUUAAUGUUCUCAUACAGGAUAAAAUGAAAAGUAUGAACCUUUAUGCUGGAGAACUACAAAGCCAAGUAAUUCCCUUUGCAAAGCAAAUCCAUGACCAACUAACACAAGAUUCAGAGAAAAUUCGAGAGCAGAUACAACAGGAGCUGGAGCAGCUCAGGGUGAAGAUUUCUCCUUACGCAGAUGAAGUACAUAAACAAGUGAACAAGAAUUUGGAGGAGCUGCAGCUCAAACUGACUCCUUAUGCUGAGGAACUGAAAAGCCAACUAGAGAAGAACACUAACACAAUCAGUCAGCAACUUAGGUCUGUAGUUCAAGAAAUGGAUUCUAAGAUUAGGGACAAUGCAGGAAAUUUGCAAGAAUCUUUGGCACCAUAUUCAGAAAAACUCCAGGCCCAAAUAGAUGAGAGUGUAGACCAACUAAGAAAACAACUUAACCCUUACACUGAUGAAGUGAGAGAUAAGAUUGGCCAUCAAGUACAAAAGUUACGUGAGAGCCUGAGCCCUUAUGCAGAGGAGAUGCAGGAGAAUUUAGCCAAGCAGAUAGAGAGCAUGGAAUUCCAAAUGAGAAAGAGUGUUGAGCAAGCAGACACCCAAUUAAAACAGAUCACUGAGCAGUUAAAAGCUCAACUGAGCCCCUAUGCAGAUGAUCUGAAAGAGAAACUCCAGGUAAAUGCUAGGGAUGCUAAGCAGACACUAGAACCAUAUCUCACCGAGCUAAACCAGCAGAUGGAGCAGAAGAUUGCAGAAUUUAAAGUUAGCAUCACUCCCUAUGGAGAGGCACUCAACAAGGCACUAGUGCAGAGGGUAGAGGACAUGAAACUGAAAUUUGGGAAAUACACAGUGACUGUGCAAGAUCAAAUGGAAUACUUAGAAAAAGACAUCCGAGAUAAGUUUAGCGACUUCAUAAAUAAAGGUAUAACUGAAACUGAAAACUAAACAACGUAUACACCCAAAUUGUCAUCAGACCACAGUAUCCAUUACAACUUGCACCACCUGUAUGCCAUAUCAAUCAUAAAAAGAAAAAAAAAUACCCAGAGAUUGGGCUGUCGGCCUACUGCAAAUCAAGUAAGAAGAAAAUGUAAAAGUGAAGUAAAUGCACACUGUAGCAAGUUUUGUAAAACACAGAUUUGUCUUUGUGUUAUGUCUGUCAUUUGUUGUGCCUGAAUAGCUUUAUGUUUCUCUUACAGCCCUAAAAUGUUCCAUUUUAUUUAUAAUUCUGCUGCCAUUGUUUCUUGGUCAUUAUGUCUGGGAUGAACCUCCCCAGUAACAACAUAAGGCCCUGUAAUGUUUUACGUUGUGGUUGAUAUGCAUGCACUUUAUCAAUGCUUCUCAAUAAAAUGCAACCCAGCAAUGCAAAA